Messenger RNA from Prunus mume (Japanese apricot), 751 nucleotides. The record is from RefSeq and is a predicted model, not a curated record. NCBI's taxonomy places the organism in Eukaryota, Viridiplantae, Streptophyta, Magnoliopsida, Rosales, Rosaceae.
UCUCUAUACACUCUCUGUUCUAUUUUAGACGCAACAAUUUGAUCUGUAACCUUACCAGCAAAUUAGAAAUGGUUGUCAUUCUUCUUCUCUUGUUUCUAUUAGCCCCUUGUGCAACCUCAUUAAACUUCAGUUUCCCCAGCUUCCCAAAUGGCAUCAACAUAUCUCUCGAGGGAGAUGCUUCCCUCGAUGGUUUCCUCCGACUCACCAAAAGCGCUGCUGACCAGGUGCGAUACCAAAGCGUCGGCCGAGCCACCUACAGCCAACCCUUCCUCCUCCGCGACAACGCCACCGGAAAACUCACCGACUUCACCACAAAUUUCACAUUCGCCAUCGACUCGCUAGGCAACACAACCUAUGCAGACGGGCUCGCCUUCUUUUUUGCGCCAAAGGGGUUUGCACUCAACACAACAAUAGGCGGAGGCGGCUCUCUUGGCCUCCCCGUCAAACACUCAGGAACAAACGAGUCCACGAAUCUGUACCCGUUUGUGGCAGUGGAGUUUGACAUCUUUUACAAUGUAGAGGCUGCUAUCAAAGAUCCCAGGGGCGAUCAUGUUGGUAUUGAUGUCAACUCUGUCAAGUCUAGAGUUACCAAGGCGUGGAAUGGGCAUUGGUAAGAAACCAACUGCUUGAAUCUUCAAUUCCUUAUUUAUGUAGAUACAAGGAAAAUUAUUUUGAUUUGAAUUGGUAAGAAACCAACUGUUGAUUAAAGCACUUUCAAAUAUUAAACUCUCUAUACACUCUCUGUUCUAUU